AUAUCCAUUGGAAAACCUUUUUUCAUUUUUAAAAGGCAUCAAUCUUUAGUAACUUAAAGGAGAAUGAGUUUGACUCUGAAGUUGCUGAUUCUGCUUCUACUUGUCUUGAGAUCACAUCAUGUUGACUCUGGCUCUGUCGUCAAGUUUCUACCUGGUUUUGAAGGCCCUCUUCCUUUUGAACUCGAAACCGGAUAUAUUGGUCUUGGUGAGGAAGAGGAAGUGCAAUUGUUCUACUAUUUCAUCAAAUCUGAGAAGAAUCCACAAGAAGACCCUCUUCUUAUUUGGUUAACUGGAGGACCUGGAUGCUCUUCUCUUUUUGCUCUUCUUUUUGAAAACGGACCUCUGGCUUUGAAGUUCGAGGUUUACAAUGGAAGUCUCCCUUCUUUGGUCUCUACUUCAUAUUCAUGGACAAAGAUGGCGAAUAUAAUAUUCUUGGAUCAGCCUGUUGGAGGUGGCUUCUCCUACUCAAAAACUCCACUUGCUAAUAAAGUUAGUGACACAGGUGAAGUUAAGAUUAUUCAUGAGUUUCUUCAAAAGGUAAUAAUAGACAAACUUCAAUUUAUCUUAGUGUGGUUUACUAGAGUGUUUUUAAGAGUGUCUAAUUUUUUUGUGGGUUUUGCGCAGUGGCUAAGCAAGCAUCCAGAGUUUUUCUCCAACCCUUUUUACGUGGCCGGAGAUUCAUAUUCCGGUAUGAUUGUUCCGCCCCUCGUACAAGAAAUCUCAAAAGGAAACUAUCUAUGUUGCAAACCUCUAAUAAAUCUACAGGGUUAUAUUCUUGGUAACCCGAUAACAGAUAUUGAAUCAGAACGCAACUAUUACAUUCCAUAUGCUAAUGGAAUGGCACUAAUCUCGGAUGAACUCUAUGAGUCAAUGAAAAGAAUCUGCAAAGAAAAUUAUGAAAAUGUGGAUUCACGUAACACAGAAUGCUUAAAACUCACUGAAAUAUAUCAUAAGUGUACUGACAAACUAAAUAUAUACCAUAUAUUACUACCAGAUUGCGAUAUGACAUCUCCUGAUUGCUUUCUAUAUAAGUACCUUCUCCUUAGCAAGUGGGCCAACGACGAGAGAGUUCGCGAAGUUCUUUUAGUCAAUAAGGGGAGUAUAGGUGAAUGGAGGCGAUGUAAUUACGAUAUUAUUCCUUACAAUUACGACAUUAAAAGCACCGUACCAUACCAUAAGAAUAAUAGCAUUAACGGCUUCCGAUCUCUAAUAUACAGUGGUGAUCAUGAUAUGGUGGUGCCUUUCAUGGCAACUCAAGCCUGGAUAAGAUCUCUCAAUUACUCCAUCAUUGAUGACUGGAGGCCUUGGAUGGUUAACGACCAAAUCGCUGGAUACACAAGAACUUAUGCCAAUAAGAUGACAUUUGCUACUGUCAAAGGAGGUGGACAUACGGCAGAGUAUAAACCAAACGAGACAUUUAUCAUGUUCCAAAGGUGGAUCAGUGGCCAGCCUUUGUAAAAAUGAGAUUUAUGGCCUUUAAGUAUAAAGAAUAAAAUAUUCAACAUGAAAUGUUUGAAGAUUAUCUUGUUAUCAAGGUUUAUGUAUCAAAAAAGGCCACACUUUUUUUUUAGACUUCUAAUGUAGAAAGGUCGGUCGUGUAAACAUCAAUCAGGUUGGAGGGUUUUAUGACUAGAACCUACUAGGUUUUUUUUUUUUUAUUAUUUUUUUUUUUAAGGUUGUGAGGCUUGUAAAGAAAUAUUUUGAUCUUGAGGAGAACAUUUUGGUCAUUUUGGUUUAAGAGUA
This is a messenger RNA of Eutrema salsugineum, 1743 nucleotides long. Its product is annotated as serine carboxypeptidase-like 13. The transcript has 13 exons. Gene Ontology annotation, biological process: proteolysis; secondary metabolic process. Gene Ontology annotation, molecular function: acyltransferase activity, transferring groups other than amino-acyl groups; serine-type carboxypeptidase activity. NCBI's taxonomy places the organism in Eukaryota, Viridiplantae, Streptophyta, Magnoliopsida, Brassicales, Brassicaceae. The record is from RefSeq and is a predicted model, not a curated record. Bases 64 to 1458 code for a protein of 464 amino acids.